UAUGAAAGGAUACUUUUUGGUAUAUAAAGGAUAAAUGGCUUGGGUUUCUGAUGAAAAUGAUAUUUUGAAAGAAGUCAAUUAACUAUUAGGAAUAAUGUAAUUAGAAAAAGGAUACAUGAGGUAAUAUAAAAUGAGUGGUUAUCUAUUGUGA
This is a messenger RNA of Paramecium primaurelia, 151 nucleotides long. The record is from the annotation of a GenBank genome assembly. Lineage: Eukaryota; Ciliophora; Oligohymenophorea; Peniculida; Parameciidae.